AUGCAUUUCCUGUCAUUACCGCAGCUGGGUCUCGUCAGUACGACGGCAGUAGCGACGAAAUUAAUUAAGGCUGAAAUAGCGCAAUUACGAGAAGAACUAUGCUCGUCGCGCGCGGCGCAGUAUGAGCUCGAACGCGAGUCGCAGCAGCUUAUGCUCCAGGAGCAGGAAAUUCUUGAUUUUCGGACGGAGGUGCGGCCACCGGCGAAAAUACGUGCCGAAUUGGAGAUGCUGAAAAAGGACAAUAAGGAAUAUCGGCAGAUGAUCCUGGCAAUCCAAAAUGAAGUUUACGGUGCUCGUCUUGCUGCCAAAUAUUUGGAUAAGGAACUCGCUGGAAGGAUUCAGCAAAUCCAACUACUUGGCCGAGAUAUGCGAGGCGCCGAGCAUGAUCGGCUGUGGAAUCAGCUGGAAGCCGAGAUUCACCUCCAUCGCCACAAGACUGUCAUUCGCGCCUGUAGAGGGCGAGGUAAUCAGAAGCAUUUACCAUCACCACCACACCACGACUACAGAAGUCUGAGGAAACACAAAGGUGUGGGACAUAUCCGCGCUGUUAAACUCGUCAAGGAAACUCAUGAAGGCCUCGGCAUUUCGAUUACGGGUGGAAAGGAGCACGGUGUGCCGAUUCUGAUUUCCGAGAUCCAUCCCAGCCAGCCAGCCGAACGCUGUGGUCAACUGUACGUCGGUGAUGCCAUCCUCUCCGUUAACGGGAUCGACUUGCGUACCGCAAAGCACAACGAGGCUGUACAGAUACUUUCCGAACAGGAAGGAGAGCUGAACUUGGAAGUGGUGUACGUGGCACCAGACCAGGACAGCGACGAUGAUGGCGAUGUGAUGAUCGAAACGCAGAAUGGCCACGUGUAA
This is a messenger RNA of Gongylonema pulchrum, 858 nucleotides long. The record is from the annotation of a GenBank genome assembly. Lineage: Eukaryota; Metazoa; Nematoda; Chromadorea; Rhabditida; Gongylonematidae.